Molecule: messenger RNA, 1518 nt
Organism: Tympanuchus pallidicinctus (lesser prairie-chicken)
Lineage: Eukaryota; Metazoa; Chordata; Aves; Galliformes; Phasianidae
Gene: DIMT1
Product: DIM1 rRNA methyltransferase and ribosome maturation factor
Exons: 12
Coding region: 80-1003 (307 amino acids)
Biological process (GO): rRNA methylation
Cellular component (GO): mitochondrial matrix
Molecular function (GO): rRNA (adenine-N6,N6-)-dimethyltransferase activity
Source: RefSeq, a predicted model, not a curated record
CGCGCUGCCCGACGGGAGCUGCCGUCCGGCUGCCGUCCCGCGGCGGCCGCACGUGCGCGCGGUGCGGAGCGGCGCCGCCAUGCCUAAAGUAAAGGGAAAGAAGCGGCCGCGGCAGCAGCUCCAGGAGGGCCGCGCCAACGGUAUCUUAUUCAACACCGGCGCCGGGCAGCACAUCCUGAAGAACCCCCUCGUCGUCAACAGCAUCAUCGAAAAGGCUGCAUUGAGGCGUACAGAUGUUGUUCUAGAAGUAGGCCCUGGAACUGGUAACCUGACUGUAAAGAUGCUAGAGAAAGUGAAAAAAGUUAUUGCUUGUGAAAUUGAUCCCAGACUUGUGGGUGAACUUCAGAAAAGAGUCCAAGGCACGUGUCUGGCAAACAAACUUGAAAUCAAAGUUGGAGAUGUCUUGAAAACAGACUUACCAUUUUUUGAUGCAUGUGUAGCCAACUUGCCUUACCAGAUUUCUUCACCAUUUGUUUUCAAGUUAUUGCUUCAUAGACCCUUUUUCAGGUGUGCAAUACUUAUGUUUCAAAGAGAAUUUGCACUUCGUUUGGUUGCAAAACCAGGAAGUAAGCUGUACUGCAGACUUUCUAUUAAUACUCAGUUAUUAGCUCGAGUGGACCAUCUGAUGAAGGUUGGAAAAAACAACUUCAAGCCACCUCCUAAAGUUGAAUCCAGUGUUGUCAGAAUAGAGCCAAAGAACCCACCACCGCCCAUCAACUUCCAGGAAUGGGAUGGUCUGGUAAGGAUAGCCUUUGUUAGGAAAAACAAGACCCUCUCUGCAGCCUUCAAGUCAAGUGCUGUAGAGCAGUUGCUGGAUCACAACUACCGAAUUCAUUGUUCCUUACAUAAUGCAGAAAUACCUGAAAAUUUCAAAAUUUCAGAGAAAAUACAGACAGUCCUAAAAGAUACAGGUUACUCUGAAAAACGAGCCCGCUCCAUGGAUAUAGAUGAUUUCAUUCGACUCUUGCAUGGCUUCAACUCAGAAGGCAUCCAUUUCUCGUAGACUUUACCAGAAGAGUGAAAGAUCUUCUGUACUUAUUCUGUAAGCCUUAUCUAAUCCCACGUGACUGAAAAGGGAGAAGCUCUUCUCACAAAAGCAGCAGAAUACAGCGUUCACAUUUUGAUUCCCAUUGAGAAUAAGAUGUGCUAUUUUAUCACAGACAACAGAAGAGGAGAUACUACUCCAUAUUUUAAAUGCAUUCAGUUCGUUCAUGGCUGAAGAGCUGGACUUCGACACAAAACUGUAUUUUUCAGUAUACUCAAUGACACGGGGAUUGAUACUGCCAUAACUUAAGUCUGUAUUCUCUGAUCAUGAACUUCAUCUCAGUAUAUUCCUACAAUACGGUAGAAUCUGAUCUGGCAACAAAAAUGGAUAUGUAGUAAUUCCAGUUAAAUGCUUCCUUUUGAUUUGAAAUGACCACGUCUUCCAUUUGUCCUCCAGGAACCAAUGGCAUUCCAAGUCUGUUAGCAACUUAGUACUGUUAAGAAAAUCCCAUUAAGUGUUUUUCAGAAACAAGA